Molecule: messenger RNA, 4655 nt
Organism: Bombyx mori (domestic silkworm)
Lineage: Eukaryota; Metazoa; Arthropoda; Insecta; Lepidoptera; Bombycidae
Gene: Brms1
Product: breast cancer metastasis-suppressor 1-like protein
Exons: 4
Coding region: 456-1136 (226 amino acids)
Biological process (GO): negative regulation of transcription by RNA polymerase II
Cellular component (GO): Sin3-type complex
Molecular function (GO): histone deacetylase binding
Source: RefSeq, a predicted model, not a curated record
UGGUAAGUGGUUACCGUCGCCCAUGGACUUCAGCAAUGCCAGGAGCAGAGCCAAGCCGCGCGCUGCCUACUGCUAAAAACGCUAGCUUCCAUUUUACGUUUCAUUGCAUUCGAACCCAAUCGAUGAUUCCGAUAAAUCAUUUUAUACUAUUAUAUAUUAUUAUAUAAACAUACAACAUAUUAUUAUAUUAUUUUCCAAAUUAUAAAAUACACACAUACAAUUAUACAAGAUUGUAUGUUAUGGUAUGAUACUUUCGCCUUUCCUGUUGAAAAAAUAAACCAUUAUUAUUUUGACUUUUGACAUUAUCUUAUCUAUGACAUUGACGUUAACUUCACUUUCACAAAUUUAUUUUGACGUAGGUAUUCAAAUUUUGCAAUUUACUAAUUGGAGCGAAAACACAAUUCAUUACAAAAUUAAAAUUAAUUCUACUUCAUAAUUAAAAAUAUAUUUCCGUAAUGCCGUCAAUGAAAGUGGAAGGCGAUAGUGAUGGAGAUGGAGAAAUGUCUGGGGGUGAUACCGAAAGAUCUGGGGGCUCUUCCCGUGGCCCAGACCGGGACUCUAGCGCUGAGGAAGCUGACGAGCCUGACUCCGACGAUUCUUCGGAAAUGGACGAAGGCGAGUGUGAGAGACGCAGAAACGAAUGUCUCGAUAACUUAGCAAAACUUGAGAGACAGUUCACUGUGCUUCGAGAACAAUUGUACGUAGAGAGAGUGAAGCAAGUUGAAUAUCAACUGGCCGAAGUGAGGGGUGGUCGCUCCCAGGAAUAUCUCGGUCCACUUCGAAGACUGCAGGAGAAUAUGAGAAUCAGAAUCGAAGUAGCCGGCAUACUCAAGCAAAUGAGGAUCGAGAACAUAAAACACAAGUUUGAGGCUGAAGAACAAGCAGCACACCAACAUUUCAAGAGUGAAAAGUGGCUGGCGUACGAGAAUCUAAAAGAAGAUAUACUGGAGAAGAUUAGGAAGUUGGAAGAAGAACGGCAUACCGUAGACCUCUGGUCUAGCGCCCCAGAGUGGGGAAAGAGAAGACGCAAAAGACAAGUCACCGUAUCUCCCCCCUACGUCGUGUACAUGCUACCCGACGCCGACAUAAUGGAAGAUUGGAGAUUGGUCAGGAAACUUCUAGAAAGGGCUGAGUAAUGUUAUCGAAAUUCUUCGUCAUCUAAAUUUAAAAUUUCAUUGAUCGGCAAACCUGUCUUGAUGUCAAAUCAUGUGUAUAUAGAAAUUUCCAAAAUUUAUUUUCAGUUUUCGUCCAAAACCACCCGUACUUCAUUAAAAGACAUAUUUUCUAUGAUUAAUUCGUUUUUGUUCUGUUGAUUUUUCAAUCCAACGUUAAGUACCGUAAUAAAAAGAGGUUUGAAAUAACUUUCUUUUAAAAAUGUGUUUGAUUCAUAAAAGCUUAAUGACAUACAGUCGAUUCGACAAUAAUCGAAGAAUAAUGAAUAAUUUUGUUUUUUAAAUAACCUUAAGUUAGUGAAGAUCCUUCUUGCAUUUUUUAUAAUAUUAUUGCACAUUCUGACAUUGGUUCCCCUUUCCCUCUAAUAAUGGGAGGGCACAUUCUUUAAGGAUUUUCCCGCUACAAAAAAGUUUUUUUAAUUUCUAGCACCUUUAUUGGUGUGGGAGAGACCCGAAAACGGUCAUUCUUAACACGACGCGAUUCUUGAAAAGGUUGACUCUGCAACCCUAACUACUGGUGGCUUGUGUCCUGAAUACGGCCGCCGGUUACGACCUGUCUCCGUAAUGUUCUCUGGAAUUAUAUUUUAAUCGUAGUAUAAGAUAUUAAUGAAUGGAACUGUAAAUAAAUAAUAGAAUGAAACUUCUGUGUUUAUAGUGUUAUAAUUUGUUGUGACACUUUGACAGUAAUUUUUUUUGAUUUGAUUUGUACCUCGUUUUUUGUUUUAAACUGAAUUAAUCGGAUCCGUAAGAAAAUUAAAGUCUGACAUCUGCUACUCGCCAAUAAAGAAUAUGUUCAGAAGGGUUAACCGUCCACAUCAAAGGCAGUAUCGUUUUUAUAAAUCUUAUUCUCAUCACAAGCAGCCUUCUUGUCAUGUUUUUCUUGUUAAUUAGUGUCGGAUUCAGACUAUCCUAUUAUACCGGCACAUCCUAUUCACUCCGGGCAAAGUAAUAUUCGACCGUUAUCCUUUACGACAUAAGGUUCAUAAUCUAAUUAAAUUGUGAAAUGAAAGGAAGAUGAAAAGGUUGUGUGUAAAAUAUUGCACACAAUUUUAAUAUUGAAGUUUUGCAAAUUUUUGAGAAUUUUAAAAUAUUUACAAUCAAGAGAUAGGCGAAUGUUAGUGUAUGUAUGAUUCAGAUAAUUUUUUUUUAGAAUAAAUUCUUUUAAUACAAUUUUGUUUUCUUUUUUCCAUUGGGCUCAAUAUGCUAUGUUUAAGGCAACUAACUGAAAAGGUACAAAGUAGUAAUACUGAUCUAACAUGAUACCAGUGUGAGGCAAACGUAAGGGCGCUGUUCUAACUCCUUACAAAUUUGAGUUAACUUUUACGCGAAUGAGAAGCUAAAAACUGGCACUAAGCACACCGUAUAAGUUGUUCUGCUCAACUUGCAACCUAACCCAUGCAUCAGCUCGCCGAGUUUCUGGCCGGAUCUUCUCAGCAGGUCGCGAUUCCGAUCCGGUAGUAGAUUCUUUCGCGAAGCAGCUGCUCUUGAGUUGUUAGGUCUCCUUUGGAGGCGUUCGAGCAGCUGCUAGCAAAUCCCACCCCUUCUAGCUGAGCCUUUGCUCGCCCACCUGUCCUGGUGAAACUGGAAAGGCCUCAAGGCCACCAGUAAUACUUCAAUCAUAAAAAAGGCCUUUAUGCCAACCGAGCCUACUACUGGAGAAUGGGCAGUAGUACUCAUCUUGGAAUACACCUCUUCUACCCUUGUAGCCGAAACGAUACUAACAAACUAGGCGAUAUAAAUAUUCAGGAUAGUGGUACUUGAUCCUAUACAGAAUACCCUACUUAGUAAUGUUACGCGCUGGAGUUCGGGAUAAAUAAAACUUCCACUGAAGUACAAAUUAAAGCUCUAUUAGCACAUAGAAAGAACACUUACAGAACACUUUAUAAUUCGUAAUUCACUUCUUCCGCUUCGCUUCAGGUGAUCCGUUCGCUGUUUCGCUUUGAAUAAAUCCUAUUACUAAUCGCCGUCGUGUUAUCUCUGCAACGCUUUUAUAGUCGAUACGACAUCUCUACAAUUAUCGAGAACAUUCCUGAAAGGUCGAGUAGUUUCGAUGUGUGUUACCGCUGUUUGAUAAUAGAUGGCGUUGUACUUCUCGAGCGUUCUCGAUUUUACUAGUUCUUUUGAUAUUCGUUUCUGCUAUUCGACGAUAGAUUGCGUUACUCUUCCAGGGUAACAGUAACAUAUAAUAUGUUUAAAAUUAUAAUGAUUUUUUUAUUAUUAUUUUUUGCAUAAAUCUGAAGGUAUGUUAUUGAUAAGUCGAGGGAUAACAUAACAACUAGUUCGCUACCUAUACCAUUAGCGUCAUGCUUUAAAAGCUAAUAAAGAUUUAUUUUUGACAAUCUAAUUCAAGACAGAUGACGGAGUCCACCCGCUGAUUUUGUUUGCAUUACAUCGCGUGCAACGAAAAAAACAGCAAUGUAAUUUAAAAAGUUUCAUGGUCUUGAUUUAAUAAUACCGGGUUAAUCAGCAGUGCGUCUGAGUUGUUGGAAAACGGUUCUCUUAUACCUAUAUACCUUAAAAUAUAAAUGAUAUAAAUAAAUGAUUGUAGGAGAUGUGUGCAUAUUUUACGAUUUAAAAAAAAUAUCUCUUAAUUUUGAUCUCUAGUUAUGGGCGGACGAUUUCCCCGUUUAUUUUUAAUGUUGCAUAGUGUUCGGAGCUAUGGACGCAUACAACCGCGUGUCCACUGUGUGACUGAGCUAAUCUUUACAGUUGAAUUUUUACUGGUGGUAGGACCUCUUGUGAGUCCACACGGGUAGGUACCACAGCCCUGCUUAUUUCUGCCGUGAAGCAGUAAUGUGUUUCGGUUUGAAGGGUGGGGCAACCGUUGUAACUAUACUGAGACCUUACAACUUAUAUCUCAAGGUGGGUGGCGCUUUUACGUUGUAGAUGUCUCCAGUAACCACUUAACACCAGGUGGGCUGUGAGUUCGUCCACCCAUCUAACCAAUAAAAAAAAUACAAAAAUGUGUUGAAAAUAGUUUAUUUUCAUAAAUUGUUUACGACUAAAAAUGUCUAUAUACAGUAUAUACAGUAUGUGUAUAUACAGUACCAGAAUUUAAUUCAUUUAUUUUCAUAUUAAUACGGUAUAAAAUAAAAAAUUAAAAACAAAAUAACUUUACAAAUGCCUGUAAAUACUUGAUGUUGAUAGAUAUUGAUGUUGCUAAUAAAUUAUUUUGUAGCCGUGAUAAGCACACAAGUAUACAUACAUACAUUUGUCAGGAUUGUUUGUAUAUAGCCUUAAUUUUAUAAGAAUUUUCUUAUAUAUUUUUACUUACUAUGUACAAGUAAUGCACCCGUAUUAAUUUAGCCUUAAAACAACCCGAAGCUGAACCUAGGAACAUCAAAGUCCAUCUUUUAAUAAUCGUGUUUGAAAUAUUGAUUUCACUGAUUGUUUACGAGAACAGUAUGACAACACGUUUAGAAAAUAAGUAGGCUGUAAGCUUCUAACAAUAAGGUUGCAUUUAAUAAAGAAAUUUUAUCAUUA